AUGGGUUUUGGCAUCUUUUUCAAGAAGAAGAAGCCUGAGGAGGGGACGGAAUCUACACCACCUACCAUGACUGAGAAGCAAGUUCCUGCCAUGAUUCCGCAGUCAGACUUUGAUGCCAUGGCACUUCAACCACCCAAUACCCGAUUUGCUCCCUCAUCAUCAAGAAAUUCAAUCUCGAAUCGAUCACAUGCCAGCUCAAACUUUCUGGAAGACAUCAAACAUGAGGUUAUGGUUAACUACCUUUACCAGCAACAAUGUUCACAUCUCUGGGUCAGUGAUGGAAGUGGCGAAAUCGAAGGUGUUUUGCUCAGAAAAUCGAGAAACACAUACAUGGCUUGCCCGCCACAAUUAGGCACUUCUCCUUUUGCCGCAGCAUGUGCAGCUCUCAAUGUUCAAUGCGCAAUGACAGUGAAUUCUCGAGUUAUCAAGACUUUCCUACAAUGUUCGCCAAAUGCCGUGGAUGUUCCGCUUUUGAAUGGCCUCAGAAUACAGAUCUUACCAACAGUUGAAGAUUUACCGCGUGCAAGGAAACUACAAUUCGCUGCAUUCGUUGCAUCUGAAGCUUUACUGGUUGUGUGGGACGACGAGGCAUUACAUUUAGUCCAACGAGCCAAGGCCAUUGAAUCAGAAUUGAUGGAAUUAGUGUGGAAAACCGAUGAAGAAAUCGAGGAUGAAAAGAAGAGCCCAAAUACUGCCACCUUGGAAGUCGAUGAAGAGAGUGGGCGACCUCUUCCAGAGACGCGUGGAUUACACUUGCAAAAUACAGUUCUGGUUGCUCUAACGAUCAUCUUGAUUAUCACAACUCUGGGUGCUGGUGUUCGUCAAGUAGCCAUUGAGACUGAUGUCGACCAGAACUAUACCCGUCUUGCACUCCUAAUCUUAACUCCCGUUCAAGUGUUUUUCACACUCUUCUUUGCUCAAGUCAUCGUUGGUUGUCUUGCUCAGCUCUUUGGACCUGUGCAACAAAUGAGUAUUAACUCCAAGUUUUACUCUGCUAAUCCACCACCACGUAUUCUUGAUGGGAAUCUUCCACACAUCACAAUCCAAUGCCCUGUUUACAAGGAGGGAUUGCAUUCCGUUAUUGCACCCACUGUCAAAUCGAUCAAACAAGCCAUUUCUACCUAUGAAUUGCAGGGUGGCUCAGCCAAUAUGUUCAUUAAUGAUGAUGGUCUUCAAAUCAUUGAUGCAGACGAGCGCCAGGCUAGAAUUGAUUUCUAUGCUGACCACAGUAUUGGAUGGGUUGCUCGACCAAAGCAUGGAGACAAUUUCACCAGGAAAGGAAAAUUCAAAAAAGCUUCUAAUAUGAACUUUGGGCUCCACAUCUCUUGUAUGGUUGAGGAAAAGUUAGCUUUGAUUCAAAGACCUCUUGAUUGGACUCAAGCAGAUGAAGCACAAGCAUAUGGAAGAUGCCUGACAGAAGCCUUAGAAGACAAUGGCCGUGCAUGGGCUGACGGAAAUAUUCGAAUUGGUGACUAUAUCUUGUUGAUCGAUUCGGACACUCGUGUCCCUGAGGAUUGUUUACUAGAUGCUUGUUCUGAAAUGGAACAAUCACCUGAGGUUGGCAUCAUGCAAUUCUCAUCCGGUGUUAUGCAGGUCGUCAACACUUAUUUCGAAAAUGGUAUCACUUUCUUCACAAACUUAAUUUAUACUGCUAUUCGAUAUACCGUUUCUAAUGGGGACGUUGCUCCCUUUGUCGGGCAUAAUGCUAUUUUGCGUUGGUCAGCCAUUCAGCAGGUUUCAUAUGAAGAUGAGGAUGGAUAUGAAAAGUUUUGGUCAGAAUCUCAUGUUUCUGAAGAUUUUGAUAUGUCUCUCCGUCUUCAAGUGAAUGGAUACAUUAUUCGAUUGGCUGCAUGGGCUGGUGAAGGAUUUAAGGAGGGAGUGUCAUUGACAGUUUAUGAUGAACUUGCCAGAUGGGAGAAGUAUGCAUAUGGUUGCAACGAGCUACUCUUUCACCCACUUCGUAUGUGGUUCUACAAAGGUCCAUUUACUCCUCUCUUCCGAAGCUUCUUAUUUUCCAACAUUCGGUUCACCUCGAAAGUAACAAUUAUCUCUUACAUUGGUACUUACUACGCAAUUGGGGCUGCAUGGAUCUUGACCACCGCAAAUUACUUCGCUAUUGGAUGGUAUAAUGGAUACCUUGACAAAUACUAUGUUGAUUCUUGGAAAGUCUGGUUUUCCAUCGUCAUUGUGUUUAACGGUCUCGGAAACAUUGCUUUGGCAGUCAUGCGAUAUAGAAUUGGCGAAAGAAGCCUUGGGUAUGCACUUUACGAGAACUUCAAGUGGACACUUAUGUUGGCAAUUUUCCUGGGUGGUCUUUCGCUUCAUGUUUCACAAGCACUACUUGCGCACAUGUUCGAAAUUGAUAUGACCUGGGGUGCAACAUCCAAAGAAGCCGAGUUUAGUAACUUUUUCAUCGAAGUCCCAAAAGUCCUGAAGAGUUUCAAGUUCUCCAUGAUCUUUUCUCUCCUGGGUAUAAUUGGCAUUAUCGUAAUGGCUACGGCUUCUUUCAUCCCAUACGAUUGGCGUAUUCAGGACUUUGUGGCUAUUUUACCCAUGGCUACAGUUACGACUAGCCAUUUACUUUUGCCAUUGGCUUUGAAUCCUGCCCUUAUGACAUUCUCGUGGUGA
Sclerotinia sclerotiorum 1980 UF-70 is the source of this 2628-nucleotide messenger RNA. RefSeq lists its product as hypothetical. The transcript is spliced from 5 exons. NCBI's taxonomy places the organism in Eukaryota, Fungi, Ascomycota, Leotiomycetes, Helotiales, Sclerotiniaceae. The record is from RefSeq and is a predicted model, not a curated record. Bases 1 to 2628 code for a protein of 875 amino acids.